GAAUUUCCCUCCCCGAGCUGACAUGGCUUGGGUGGGAGAACUGGGGGCUGCGAGCAUUGUCAGCCGGGUGUUACACCUCCGUGGUGUUUGCCCGUAGUGUGCGGGAGGGUCAGUGUAUGGACAUCUUUCAGCGAGAGCUCCGUUCGCGACACAUCGACAUUGAGUCAGCAGCAAUCCAAUGGGCGCAACAUGAAAACCAGCUGUCUGAAAAGUCUGCUGGUAGCUUGUCUCGCGAAGACAAGAAUGAUGCCAUAAUUAAGUUCGUGAAGUGGAUUGUUGAUCAGGUUCAGAAGUGGAGUGUUUCGGCCGUUGAGGAGUCUCAAACUGCCCGCAUUCGUCACCUUGAGGCGCAGAUUGCAGAGUUGAAGUCGCAACCUCACCGGGGUCAAACGUCAGAACGAGAGGCUUCCAAACGGAAGGAGUUCAGUGGUGAAUCUUCCGUGCCUGCGAACAAGAGGUUGCGUGUCGCUGGUAAGAAGGGGCUAGAACAAACCGGCGAUUUCCAUGUGACCGAAGAUCAGUUGUUCGAGCUGGAUCCCCCCAAGAAGCCGCUACGGGCUGACUGUCCAGCAAAAGCUGGAACAUCCUCCGUAACCUCGCGGUUGAAGAAGCUUCCAAGUGAAGUUCAGUCCCAAGCCUUGGCGGAUUACAGAGCCAUUGAGCCAUUGGUCAAAACAUGGUCGGAUGAUAAAAGCGGAUCUGUCAAGGAGAUUGCUUCCGCGUGGGGCCUCCCAGUACAGUUGUCUGUGGGUAUGUCAAACAAGGAUCUUGUUCGAGUGAUCGUUGCGGCACACCACAUGGCGAAGUGUUUCGGCAGUGUGGAGUGUCCCCCGAAACGUAUCGAGGAAGUGGCUUUUCUCAGCCGAGCCGUCGGUCCGGAUUGGUUUCAUCGGAAGUCCUUCUUUGAGUACGUGUCGGUCCAGAGCACGCAGUCGUUUGGCAGAGGUUCUGAAGUUUCGACAUCAAGAUUUGUCGUCGCUUCGUUGCGGGAUGUACGGUGCAAGUUUCAGAAUGUGUUGUUGCCAUUUCAUUUGGAAGGAAGUCAUCAGAGCGUGGGCAAGAUGUUGUUCUCCUUCAAAGAGUGGUUUAACAAAUUCGAGUCGUUGCCUGGGGAAUCGUUUUGCAAGUGCAAAGAGGUGUUGAGCCAGCAUCCAGAACUGGAGACCGUGGGCGGGCAUGUUGCAUCUCCGGCUGAGCGAUUGUCCAUGUCAUCGCAUUUGAAGAAGUUGGUCGGCUAUUCGGCCAAAGCCACGAUCUUUCCCAGCAAACAUGUGUUGACGGCACGCAUUCCUCAUGCAUUCGUUUUUCUGAAGAAGCAGAAGGACUACCAGGCCGCUAGGUUGUGGCCAAAUUUGCAUGGGUACCUACGAGAAGUUGUCAUUCCAUGGCGUGAUGCGGUAGAGCUUGUCUUUUUGCAGUACUUCCAGAAUCGAGCGUGCAAUCAUCCGGAUGCUUUCAUGUUCACGGUACAUGAUCGGCAAAAGUUCUCAGAAG
Molecule: messenger RNA, 1494 nt
Organism: Symbiodinium necroappetens
Lineage: Eukaryota; Dinophyceae; Suessiales; Symbiodiniaceae
Source: the annotation of a GenBank genome assembly